Aspergillus versicolor CBS 583.65 is the source of this 583-nucleotide messenger RNA. RefSeq lists its product as uncharacterized. NCBI's taxonomy places the organism in Eukaryota, Fungi, Ascomycota, Eurotiomycetes, Eurotiales, Aspergillaceae. The record is from RefSeq and is a predicted model, not a curated record. The transcript is spliced from 2 exons. The annotation marks the transcript as partial.
CAUGACAGCUGAUAUUGCUGAUAUUGAUGGUGUCGCCGCUGAUUCCUGUCGAGCUCUUCUUUCACAUCAUGAUGGCUGUUUUUUAAGCACAUACGGGAGGAAGAAUCCCAAGGGAAUGCGACCAACUCAAAUGGUUGCCCAGCCCAGCUCCGUCUUGGACGGCUUGGUGCGGGGUUCCAUGCCAGGAGACACGAGACUUGACUCCCCUGCGUAUCUCGGACCAACACGACCAACACUCAACGCAUCAUCACCUCCGUCUUCACCAUCACAACUCCCCAUCCUACCAUACCCUCGAUAAUACCUAAUGCUUAGUUCCAUCAUUCAAUGAAUUAUCUUGCUCUUUCUAGUCAUUUAAUGUCUAAUUACAGCCCCUAGAUACUCGGGUGGUAUCUAGAUGGCGCAGGACGAGGACAAACCCUCUGGGGCCACCCUGGGCUAUCUUGCCCCGAUAUGCGUAGCAAUAUUCUUCAUCAUGGCCUGCUUUCGAUACAGGCUUGUUUUCGGCACACGACAGCGCUUCAGAGCUCACAACCACCAAAUCGAUCACGAGUCCUGGCCGCUGGGCUUCCCCCGCAUUAUCCUG